AUGGAUGCUGGUGAUGGCCAGCGAGACUCGCCGCUCUCAAUAAGCGCCAAUGUUGCAGGUAUCUUGACUUUUGUCGUUGCCAUUGCCGCGGCAUUUUAUGCUCGUCUCACGUAUUUACGAAAUAGUGAUGAUGAGUAUUUUCGCGUUAAAACAUCAUUGUCGUGGUAUAAGACCGAGUCCACAUGGCUGGCGGAUCUCGUGAAUGCCAUCAAUGCCCAGCAUGAGAGUUUUCAUGCAUAUCAACCCGAAUAUCAGAUGUAUAAUUUUGUCAUGGAUGAUCUGUUGAAUCUUGAGAAACGUCUACUCGACAUUGUUGACGAGACGGAAGCCAAAGCAAGCAUUGGCGACGAGGGCAAGAGAUGGACACUCUUGCCUCGGAGUUGGAACGGUCGCACAACUGCAGCGAGAAGGUUUGACAACGAGGGUGCAGUUUAUGCAAAUGAGCAUGAUCUCUUCUCGACUGCGGGAGCUGGAUUCGAGAACAAAAUGGCGGGAGAUGAAGAUGGACGAGAGCUCGCGUAA
Molecule: messenger RNA, 522 nt
Organism: Fusarium sp. VM40
Lineage: Eukaryota; Fungi; Ascomycota; Sordariomycetes; Hypocreales; Nectriaceae
Source: the annotation of a GenBank genome assembly